This is a messenger RNA of Nerophis lumbriciformis (worm pipefish), 2059 nucleotides long. RefSeq lists its product as uncharacterized. Gene Ontology annotation, molecular function: RNA polymerase II cis-regulatory region sequence-specific DNA binding; DNA-binding transcription activator activity, RNA polymerase II-specific. Gene Ontology annotation, cellular component: nucleus. Gene Ontology annotation, biological process: embryo development; regulation of transcription by RNA polymerase II. The record is from RefSeq and is a predicted model, not a curated record. NCBI's taxonomy places the organism in Eukaryota, Metazoa, Chordata, Actinopteri, Syngnathiformes, Syngnathidae.
GCCAAGCAAAAAGAGGAAGACCGCAUGCUAUGGUUGUUCGGAGAAUUUUCGAAUUCACGACCUUAAAGUCAUAUGAUUCACAGCAAAUAUAGCAACAAAUAUCUCAAUUGGUAUUUUCCAAAGCCACGAAACGUGCAUUGAGUUUGGAGCGAUAUGUGAAGUGAAGAUUGAAGACGUGAUAGAAGAUGGACGACUACUGCUAUGCUAAGAUGGCGACGUCCGCUAAAAGAGAACAUGAAAGAGAAUCAACUUCCAGCAAAUCACCAACGGAGAUAAAGACGAAAGAUGAAGACGUCCAGCAGCUGAUCGGUAAUCCAGAAGAAGUUUCCCCUCAGUUAGGGGGGAGCUCCACUUUGAAGCAGGAGACUCCACAACCACCCUGCAUUAAAAAGGAAGAGGAGGAACUCUGCAUCACUCAGGAGGGAGAGUGUCUUCUAGGACGAGAGGAAGCUGAUUACACCAAGUUUCCACUGAGUAUUCUCUCUGUGAAGACUGAAGAUGAUGAAGAGAAACCACAAGUAGACAACCUCUUAGCUCCACUAUUAGAUAGUAAGGCUGAAGACGAGGUUGAAGAACCUUUGAGCAGCGAUAAAGACUGUGAAGGUGAUAUGAGGACUCACACUGACAACAAACACUCUGAAUGCUCUACAAAGAAGAGAGGUAAAACAUGUUUGAGCUGCUCAGUUUGUGCUGAAAGUUUUACUAAAAAGAGCCUUUUGACUCGACACAUGAGAACACACACAGGAGAAAAACCAUUGAAUUGUUCAGUUUGUGGCAAAAGCUUUUCUCAAAAUAGCUGGUUGACUCAACACAUGAGAACACACACAGGAGAAAAACCAUUUUAUUGUUCAGUUUGUGGCAAAAGCUUUUCUGUUAAGUGCAAUUUGACUCAACACAUGAGAACACACACAGGUGAAAAACCAUUUAAGUGUUCAGUUUGUGGCAAAAGCUUUUCUCAAAAUCGCGAGUUGACUCAACACAUGAGAACACACACAGGUGAAAAACCAUUUAAUUGUUCAGUUUGUAGCAAAAGCUUUUCUCAUAAUUGCAGUUUGACUGAACACAUGAGAACACACACAGGUGAAAAACCUUUUAAUUGUUCAGUUUGUAGCAAAAGCUUUUCUCAACAUUUCAGUUUGACUAAACACAUUAGAACACACACAGGUGAAAAACCAUGUAAGUGUUCAGUUUGUAGCAAAAGCUUUUCUCAAAAUUGCAGUUUGACUCAACACAUGAGAACACACACAGGUGAAAAACCAUUUAAUUGUUCAGUUUGUGGCAAAAGUUUUUCUCAAAAUAGCAAUUUGACUAAACACAUGAGAACACACACAGGUGAAAAACCAUUUAAUUGUUCAGUUUGUGGCAAAAGCUUUUGUCAAAAUGUCCAUUUGAGUCGACACAUGAGAUCACACAGGUGAAAAAACAUUUACUUGUUCAGUUUGUGGUAAAAGCUUUUCUCGAAAUUGCAAUUUAACUGAACACAUGAGAACACGCAGUUAAAAAAACAUUUAAUUGUUCAGUUUGUGGUAAAAGCUUAUCUCAAAAUAGCUAUUUGAGUCGACAGAUGAGAACACACACAGGAGAAAAACAUUUAAAUGUUCAGUUUGUGGCAACAGCUUGUUCAGUUUGUGAUAGAAUAUUUUCUCUUAAUUGCAAUUAGACUCAACACAUGAGAACACACACAGGUCAAAUAACAUGCAACUGUUCAAUAUGUGGUGAAAACUUUUCUAUUAAGAACCGUUUGACUCAACACAUGAGAACACACACAGGUGAAAAACCAUUUAGUUGUUCAGUGUGCUGUAAAAGGUUCCUACAUAAUGCAGACACAGUAAAACAUAAGAACACACAAGGGAAAAUAACCAAUUAGCUGUUUAGUUUGUGGUAUGUUGCUCAUAUGUGGUGAUAUCCACCCUACCCAGGACCUCCUCACUGCUUCUUUCACAAAUAUCUGAGGUAUUCAUACAAACUUGGAUUAUUUGGAGCAUAAUCUUAUCUACUCAUGACCCCAUGUCUUCUCUGUAUCUGAAACCUUCCUGAACAGUAAGAUAGAUGAUGCUUC